Messenger RNA from Drosophila subobscura, 647 nucleotides. RefSeq lists its product as uncharacterized. Bases 1 to 495 code for a protein of 164 amino acids. The record is from RefSeq and is a predicted model, not a curated record. The transcript is spliced from 3 exons. Gene Ontology annotation, biological process: septate junction assembly. Lineage: Eukaryota; Metazoa; Arthropoda; Insecta; Diptera; Drosophilidae.
AUGUCAGAAAUCUAUCUGAGAAAUCUAUCCGCCUGUCUCCUGUCGCCGUUCCAGCGUCUGUCUGUCUGUCUGUCUGUCUACCUAUCAGUCUGUCCGUGCCUGUGCCUAAUCGAGUACUCAGAUACUGAGAGCGAAACCCUUUCCCGAACACAGGCCUUCACCGCCACGAGCAUCGUGCUGAUCGAGAGCGUGGGGGACCACAGAUACAGCAGCCAGGCAAUGCUGGUGUGCGGCACCCUCACCGGCUACGCGAUCAUCUGUGCCACACUGGGCCUUGGUCAUCUGGUGGGAGCGAACAUUGACAAGCGCAUCGAUGUCCUGUUCUCGGUGGCCGCCGUGAUCCUCUUCAUAUCCAGUGGGGCCGUCAUCCUCGACCGCUGGCUGGACGCCUAUGAAAAGGACAGCGACAAGAACAGUGUCCUGGCAGCGGCAAUAUUCUGUUUGACCAACGGUGCCAUCUUUGUGGGCGAUACCUUUGUAGUGCUGAAUGCCUGAUCAAAUAAAAUCCAGCUACAAUGAAUUGCCAGAGAAUUGUUUUAACUGACUUCAACAAUAAAACUAACCAGAACCCGAGACUAAUUUUUGCACCGUUUUCUAGCAAUCUUCUAACGAUCUUUCUACUCUCUUCUCUUCUCUUCUCUUCUCUU